GCCUUCCAGCUCCUCUCUUUGCCUUCUCUCUUUUCACUCUCUCCACCCAUUCCCAGGCUUUCUAACGCCUUCCCCACUUUUUCUACACCUCUUCUCUCUCACCCUCCCAUCCAACUUCCGCCGACCGGGGACAACAGCAGAGCAGACGCCGGGUGGCCGUAUCGGUCGGGCGGCUGCUACUUCCCGCCAAAACUGAACGAAGACUCCGUCAACGCUACGAAUAGGAGUGUGGAGUUUUGUUUCGUUACCAAGUCCUUUUCUCUCUCUUUUUUUUUUCUUUGUAAAGCACGAUAGUUGAUUUUUGUCCGGUGACACCAGCACACAUCGCAGGCAAGGUGCGUCUAGAACUUUACGUGUUUGCGCGGUUGUUUUCACUGCAGAGAUGUACGUCGCCGAUCUGUACAAAAAUUUCUACAGCGAAGUGAUUAAGACGCGAAUUCUAAUCAUCGUGGCUGCGGACGUCGACGCGCUUGCAGCCUGUCGAAUCCUUCAACAGUUGUUUCACUCCGACAACGCUCUCUACACUCUGGUGCCGGUCACGCAGAAGUCGGAGGUGGUGAAGGCGUACCGAGAGCACGGGGACGGCAUCAGCAACGUCUUGCUCCUCAACUGCGGCGCGACGUGGGAUGUGGUGGAGGACUGUAAGCCCAGAGACGACAACGUUGUCUUCUACAUCGCCGACAGCCACCGGCCCGUUCACAUCCAUAAUGUGUACAACACCAGUCAGGUGAGGCUCCUUAUGCAAGCCAACGAGGAUGAGGGCAUUCCGGCGUUCGAAGAACUCUUUCGCGAGGACGACGAUGCCGACGACUUGCACUUGGACGAGCUCUCUAUCGAAGACGAGAUCGACAAACGCCGAGAACGGCGGCAGUGGGAGGAGCAACGGAAAAAGCGCCUCUUCGAUUACACUCAGUUUAGUUACUACGGCCCUGCCACGGCAGUGACAAUGUUCGAGAUCAGCUGGAAGAUGUCCCGCGACACGAAUGACAUCCUCUGGUGGGCGAUCCUGGGGCUAUCCGAGCAGCACAUCACAGGGAAGAUCGAUCACAAUCGGUACAUCCUGGAAGCUGGGAGCCUCCAAGCUCAUGUCACGCGGCGGAACAACGCCAGUGGAGCCUUGCCUUCAACGAGCAUUGCAGCAAUCAACACGGUCCAGAUUUCUUUCGACCAGGAACUGUGUCUACCGCUCUACUCGCAUUGGUCCCUCUUGGAGAGCCUCCAGAACUCUCCGAGUGUCAUGAGUGCCUUCAAGCUGUGGACACAGAGUGGCCAGCGAAAGCUCCAGGAGUUCCUGGCAGAGCUGGGGCUGCCCCUGCAGCAGUGUAAGCAGCAGUACGCUUCCAUGGACAUGAACCUUCGCAGCCACGUCAAGGAGUGGAUGUGUGACGCGGCCGACAAGUACGGGCUGGACCAGCUCCUCUUUGCAUGCUUCUCGGGGAGGUGCGGCUACCGGGAUCAGUUCUUCGCCUCGGAUGCCGCAUAUGGUCUGCUCGCCCUCGUCGAGUCGCCCGGGGAGCAGCUGUGGGAGAACUUCUUCCAGGCCCUGGACGCCCUGUCCUGGUCUCACACUGACACGCUUCGUCGGGGCAUCCAGCAAGCCAAGGGCCGUCUGCUGGCCGUUGCCCAGCAAGUGCACUCCUUCAUGAACCUGGGCAGCAUCAUUUGUGCGGGACCCUUCUUGUACGGCACCCUGCCGGAUGGCAGUGCCCACCAGCGCCUCUUUGGCUGCCCCAGCGGGCUCAUCCAGCUGGCCCAGUGUGCCCUGAGGGCACAUGCAGCCAGCACCCGCAGCCGACGCCUCGCUACUCUCCCGCUUGUCCUAGCCGCCGAAUAUGCCGCUGAUGCCACCUACACGCUAGUCGUGGGGGUCCCGCCGCUCUCCCAAGGGUCGCCCAAGAACUUUUUUGGCCAGGCGUUCCAACAAGCCAGCUCCAUGACGCACUGCACCUUCUUGGACGAUUUUUUUCACUCCCCCGCGGUCCUGGUGUAUGCCCAAGACAAGGGCAAGUUCUUCGACGCUCUUAUGUCGCUUCUGGUGUGAGCUCGGCCGGGCUCCGGUAACUCAGCCCUGAUAUGGUCCCAUAGGGACAAAGCGCACAAUUCAUAGAUUAUGAGUUUUACCCGAGGCAGCAACCGAGGGAUCGUCUGGAAACAUGUAGCUGGAUGCCUGGGUGAUUGUUUUCUUUUUGGCAGUUAAUGAGUGUGCGAGAUUAAAUGGUUAAAAUUCAGCGACACAUUUUGCCAUAAUGUUUCUGCCGAAAAGGUAACACUCGGGACACAAGCUUGCUCAAACAUAAUCCUGAAUUGCAAACAGUCUGCAAAGUACAGUGCUCAGCAAAACGAAACGGACCAGCAGAGCAUGUGGCCUCACAUACCUGCUGCAGCAUCUGCCAGAAGAAGCCACGCGAUUGGGUGUCACAUGUUGCACAUGCUUGUAGCUGAGCCAAGCAGCCAGCGGUUGUUCGCGCUCGAGGCGCAAACCUCCAUAGGUGAUUACCGCAAAGCCAAAAAGAAAGGCACUUUAUUUUAGUUUGUCUGAAAAAAGAACACAUGCCAUGGCAUCACAUUUAUUUUGUAUAAACUGACAGUUCGCUGCGAGUGGUGGUCACAUUUUCCCCAACUUGUUUAGAAAAAGAUAAAUCUGCAUGAUACUGCAAAAAAAAAAAAAAAACAUGUUGCAAGCUCAUGGCCAGCAUUGAUCAGUCAUCGGGGGCUGUGCACCGAACAAGAGCAACCACCGAGUGCUUGGCUCAGGUGUGCGACGACACCAGAUAGCAUGACUUCUCCUGGCAGAUGGCGUCGUAGGUAUGCAAGGCCAUGCACUUCGCCGGGUUGUUUAGUUUUGUUGAGCACUGUUUAUAAUCCCUUAUUGACAACCUGAUUAGGAAAGUCUUCAUUUUACAAUCUCAUUGGAUAAUUCAUUUUAUUACAUGGGUUUCGAUACAUGUUGUUUUUUCUCUCUUGGGGUGCAUCAUUUUGUAAGUUUUCUCUUUGCAAUUUUUGUGGGUGAUGUUGACCAGCCUGAAAUUGUUGCUAUUCCAAAUCUCCCAAACUUUUAUGCUAGCUACAAUCCCUCACUCCAACUGCAAUCCUAGUUUAGGCAUGUAGAAAUACUUGUUAAAGUAAAAAUUGUAUGUUCUACAUCAGUCACGCUUGACAUCUAAUGGUCCCAAGCUUUUUUCUAUCGGGAAAAUAUUCCAGUUUCACUUGGUUGGAAGUCUAUCUCUGCAUCUGUUUCUAUUCAAGCUGAAAUGAUAUAUGAAGCCCAAACUCGUUCUCUAAAUCCGUGACUUGCAUGAAACCCCAAGAGGGGCAUUAACCCUGUGCAUAAUAUGGAAUAUUUCGUACAGAGGAAGUUAUAAACUUUACUCUGCUGUUUGAACACACUGUUUAGCUUACUAGCAUUCAUUUGUGAUCGUCUCACAACGGUGCUCACAUUUAGUGAGCAGAUUUCUAGGACGACCCAUUGUGCUUACGUUUAGGGCAUCUAAACUGAUUGGUACGUCAUUUGUUUACUGUACACCUUCAGUUCUCUCACUCAAAAAGUUAAUUGUGCAGGCUCUUGCCCUACUAGAUUUAUCGUUUUGUAAUUAAUGCAACAAUCAGUUUGGCUUUUAGAUGCAUUUGAAUGUUAUUUAUUAAACUGUUAUAUUUACCAGCGA
This is a messenger RNA of Ixodes scapularis (black-legged tick), 3662 nucleotides long. RefSeq names its product cell division control protein 45 homolog (gene Cdc45). Gene Ontology annotation, biological process: double-strand break repair via break-induced replication; mitotic DNA replication preinitiation complex assembly; DNA replication initiation. The transcript has 2 exons. The record is from RefSeq and is a predicted model, not a curated record. Lineage: Eukaryota; Metazoa; Arthropoda; Arachnida; Ixodida; Ixodidae. The coding region runs from base 383 to 2041 and encodes 552 amino acids. Gene Ontology annotation, molecular function: chromatin binding; DNA replication origin binding; single-stranded DNA binding. Gene Ontology annotation, cellular component: DNA replication preinitiation complex.